AUGGCUAAUCUUAGUGCACAAAGACGUGGACCAUAUUGUUUUAAAAUUCAAGGGCAAAUUUAUUAUCAAAUUAAUACUGCUUUAUAUCCUGCACCAAACGAAAUGCCAAGUUAUGGACAACUUUUUAUUGUAGAUAAUAAUGAAGCAACAGACUAUCGUUUACAACAAAAUUCAAAUCUUGAUGAAGAAAUUUUAUAUGCAAUAGAUAAUGUAAUGCGUAUAAAUAACAUCUUUGCACAAUCUUAUCAAAUGAUGCAUGAAGAAAUUCAAAAUCAGCAGCAAAUUGAAAAUCAAACUGUACAUGAACUACAAUUAGGAUUUUUAUCUAAAACAGGUAUUGAGCGUGGUCGAUAUAAUGUGCAAAGGGUAAAUGAAGUUGCAGCCAUUUUUACAACUACAGCAGAUGGAGAAAUACCCGAAACAUAUGUCACUAUUCGUAAUAAGAACAAUAAAAUAUUACGACAAGUUAGCACUAUGGAUCCAAAUGUAGAACCAUGGAUUUAUCCAUUAUAUUAUCCCUAUGGUAAUCAAGGUUGGCAUAAUGAUUUACGACAUAAAAACAGUAAUAAAAGAGUAAGUAGAGCUGCGUAUGUAAAGUAUCAAAUGGCUAUACGUGAUAAUUUUAAUAUUUUUAUUAUGGGAAGACGAUUAUUUCAACAAUGGGUUGUAGAUAAUUAUGUUAAAAUAGAAAAAGAUAGAAUAAACUACUGUAAACAAAAUCAGAAACAGUUAAGAGUUGAAACGUAUCAAGGAUUGAUCGAUUAUUUAGAAAGUGCUGCUAAUAAUGCUGGUACUCGGGUUGGAAAAAUGAUUAUUCUUCCAUCAACAUUUGUUGGUUCACCUCGUAAUAUGAUGCAACAUUAUCAAGAUGCAAUGGCUAUAGUUCGAAAAUAUGGAAAACCAGAUAUUUUUAUUACGAUGACAUGUAAUCCAAAUUGGCGUGAAAUACGAGAAAAUUUACUUUCAAAUCAGCAACCUGCAGAUAGACCAGAUAUAUGUGCUCGUGUAUUUAACAUAAAGAAAGAUUAUUUAGUUGACGUUAUAGUUAGACAACAAUUUUUUGGAGAAGUUAUGGCAUAUGUUUAUUCAUUUCAUCCUGAAACAACUAUGGAUGAAGACGGAUAUCCACAAUAUCGUCGAAGAAAUGAUGGAAUGUUGUACGAAAGACCUGGAAGAUACGUUGUUGAUAACCGUUAUGUUGUCCCGUAUUGUCCAAUGCUUUUACUUUUAUUUAACAGUCAUAUCAACAUCGAAAUAGUAUCGAGUCACGAUGCUGCAUCUGUAGUUAUUGGUGAAAACUUAGAUAAUAAUGUAAUAACUCAUGAUGAAAUUCGAGAUUUUAUUGAAGCUCGUUAUGUUGGACCUGUAGAAGCAUGCUGGCGUAUUUUAAGUAAACCUUUACAAGAAAAAAGUCAUGCUAUUGUACGUUUACCGGUACAUUUAUUAAAUGAGCAUAGAGCAACAAGUUUUCAAGAAUUAAAAACUGUUAACAAUGAAAUAUAUCCAACCUUUACUGCUGCAUGUUUAGCAUUAGGACUUAUAGAAGAUGAUGAAGAAUGGUACCGUGCAAUGAAUGAAGCAAAAGCUUGGAUGAUGCCUAAACGUUUUCGUAGAUUAUUUGUACGAAUUUUAAUUCAUUGUCAACCAGUUCACCCUAAAAAACUUUGGGAUGAAUUUAAAAUAGACAUGUCAGAAGAUUAUAUAAGACGAUAUGGAUCUAAAGAGGGAAUUAAGAAAGCUUAUAAUCAUAUUGUUAAUUUAUUACGUAUUGAAGGUUGGGAUAUUUGUAAUUUUUCUGAAAUGGAACAAAUAGUUGAAAAUUUUGAAAAUGAUAAUCGAGAAGAGAUUAAUAGAGAAAUGUUAAUAGCAAUAAUAGAUGGCAAGAACAAUUCCAAUACCUGUUUUUAUAUUGAUGGUCCAGGUGGUUCUGGAAAAACUUUUAUUUAUACAACUCUAUACUAUUUACUUAAACAUAGAAAAAAGACUGUAUAUACUAUGGCUUUCACUGGUAUUGCAGCAACAUUACUUCCAAACGGAAAAAUGGUACAUAAAGUAUUCGGAUUACCUGUACCUCUUUUUGCUGAUUCUACAUCAAACAUUAAAAAUCAAUCUAAAGAUGCUGACUAUUUAAAGUGUGUAGACGUGUUUAUUUUAGAUGAAGCACCUAUGGCUCCGCGUUAUGUACUAGAAAUAAUGGAUCGAACGUUACAAAAUCUAAGAGUUUUGUCACAAGAAAAGGAAUUCGCACAAUUUUUAUUAGAUUUGGGUAAUGGUUCUUUAAAUGAUCAAUUAGAUAAUGUACAAAUUCCAGAAAAAUGUAUAGUAGAUGAUAACGCAGAUAUGGUAAAAGAUAUGUAUAGAGAUAUCAUAACAUGUAGGCAAUAUAGAUCUCUUGCAAAUUAUGUUAUAUUAUCUGGAAGAAAUGUCGAUGUUAUUGAUAUAAAUGAAAGAGUGGUAAAUUUGUUAGAUGAAUCAACAGAGAGACUUUAUACAAGUGUAGAUACUGUUGAAACUACUAAUGAUAAUGAAAAAAUCUUAGUAUCAGUGAAGGAUUGUGUAAUGGUACUAGAUUAA
Molecule: messenger RNA, 2574 nt
Organism: Monomorium pharaonis (pharaoh ant)
Lineage: Eukaryota; Metazoa; Arthropoda; Insecta; Hymenoptera; Formicidae
Exons: 7
Coding region: 1-2574 (857 amino acids)
Biological process (GO): telomere maintenance; DNA repair
Molecular function (GO): DNA helicase activity
Source: RefSeq, a predicted model, not a curated record